Messenger RNA from Prosopis cineraria, 2047 nucleotides. RefSeq names its product two-component response regulator ORR26-like. Bases 119 to 1861 code for a protein of 580 amino acids. Lineage: Eukaryota; Viridiplantae; Streptophyta; Magnoliopsida; Fabales; Fabaceae. The transcript has 5 exons. Gene Ontology annotation, biological process: phosphorelay signal transduction system; cytokinin-activated signaling pathway. Gene Ontology annotation, molecular function: DNA-binding transcription factor activity; DNA binding. The record is from RefSeq and is a predicted model, not a curated record.
GUUUAAAAUCCCAAAUGAGCCACCUUUUUCAUUUCUCACAGGAAAGCUCGUCCUUAGCUCACUCACUUCUCUCUCAAUCUGAAUCCCGACUGUGCUACAGCCUUCUCUUUCAACAAACAUGGACAGUGGUUUCUCUUCUCCACGACGCGACAAUUUUCCAGCUGGUCUGCGAGUUCUCGUCGUUGAUGAUGACCCGACAUGGAUCAGGAUCCUUGAAAAGAUGCUCAAGAAGUGCUCCUAUGAAGUGACUACAUGUGGUUUAGCUAGGGAGGCUCUGAACUUGCUUCGCGAAAGAAAAGAUGGAUACGACAUUGUUAUCAGCGAUGUAAACAUGCCGGACAUGGAUGGCUUUAAACUUCUUGAGCAUGUUGGACUUGAGAUGGAUCUUCCUGUCAUUAUGAUGUCGGUAGAUGGAGAAACAAGCAGGGUGAUGAAAGGUGUUCAACAUGGAGCAUGUGAUUAUCUCCUCAAGCCAAUUCGAAUGAAAGAACUGCGAAACAUAUGGCAACAUGUGUUCAGAAAGAGGAUUCAUGAGGCAAGAGAAUUUGAAGGUCACGAAGGAUUUGAGGGCAUUCAUUUAAUGAGAAACGGAUCAGAUCAGUCUGAUGAAGGGUUGUCAUUUGCCCUAGAAGAUAUGACCUCCAUGAAGAAAAGAAAAGACCUUGAUAACAAGCAUGAUGACAAAGAAUACGGAGAUCCAUCUUCCACCAAGAAAGCUAGAGUAGUUUGGUCUGUGGAUCUUCAUCAGAAAUUUGUUAAAGCAGUAAACCAGAUUGGAUUUGACAAAGUUGGCCCCAAGAGAAUUCUAGAUUUGAUGAAUGUCCCAUGGCUGACGAGAGAAAAUGUUGCUAGCCACUUGCAGAAAUACCGGCUCUACUUGAGUAGGUUGCAGAAAGAAAACGAUCAGAGAUCUUCCUCAAGUGGGACCAAGCCAUCGGAUUUUCCUCUAAAAGACUCUGCAGGAAAUUUUGGAUUUCAGAACUCAAUAAACAGGCAGCAAAAUGAUGUUGCAGUUAACAGCUACAAAUAUUCAGAUGUAACGUUACAGAGUCAUGCUUCUGAAACGAAGAUUCACGACGGUGAUCUAAAGGCUAUUGUUUCAGAUUCUGCAUCAGAAAAAAGAAGAGCUUUGUCUAGCAUCAUUCCUGAUGCAAAGGUAUGUUCCAAUAUAAGCCUUAACCAUUCUUCUUUUGGACCUCUUGAGUCAGAAGGAAGCCAUACAGUAUUUGAUUGCACCAUCCCAACAACACAGUACAGCUGGAGUGAAGCUCCAGAAAUGCCACUCCAGAAAGAACACAAGUCAUUUCUUCAAUUAAAAGAUAGCUUCAGCCAGUUACCAUUACACGUCAGGAAGCACCCGAUUCAAGUUGACCAAUCACAUUCAAAUGCUUCAGUUAGUUCCAACCCCUCUAUCACAGAGGGAGAGAUUGCUGCCUGUAUUGAAACUAAGCCCAUGUAUGCUGAUUUCAAAAGUGGUUAUGCUAGUCCUGUGAGCUCAAUAGGGAGUGUAGUGGACACCUUUCCUACUCAGUCCAAGAGCUUUAUGGAGAAUGUUCAGCUCUCAGAACCAACCUCAACUAAGAAUUUGGGCAUGAAAACUCAGGGCUUCAAUCUAGGCUGCAAUUCUGAUCUAGAAUUUUACCCUGAAAACCUAAUUUUGGGAGGCGAGGUGGCUUCUGAACCUUCGGAUGAGGACUUGCACUUCUAUUGGCUGCAAGCUGAACGCUACAAUAUGAACUGGGGACUGGAGAAUAUAGAGAUGCCAGAGUAUUAUGAUCCAGGUCUUGUUGCAGAACUUUCAAGUCACCUACAUGAUUCAGCAGAUUAUACUCUGGUAGAUCAAGGACUAUUCAUAGCAUAAUCACCUUUCAUGCAUGAAAUGACUCUUUGGUGCUUGUUGGUAAAUUGCAAUUUGCAUCUACUAUAGAAAGAAUUCCAACUGUCAAGGUUGGGACAUUCAUUCUCUUAUCUGAAAGGAUUUGGAUAUGACUAUUUGUAUAAAAUGUGGGUGAUGACAAGAUUAACGUUAGUAAGGUUGCUUCUUCAA